UUUUUGUUGAAAAACGACUCACGCUUUCACCCAAAACAACAAGCGACGGCGAGGCUGUCCGAGAUGAUCAAUCUCCGCCGAGUUCGCAAUCUAGUUCCCCACGAUCAUGUUCGACGAACGAUUGUUGUAGUGCAAAGAGGCGGCCGCGUUCCUGAGCCUGACAGGGUGAGAAAGGGGAAGUACCCAGAGUUUUUUCCACAUGAGACCCAUAUGCGAAGUGUUUCGUUUGCGUUCACGAGAGACGAGGUAGGUUUUACUUGUAAAGAUUCCAACACUCUAGCACUACGUCUACGACUAGUGCAGUACAGUAGCAGGCGAGGUACGUCCAUGUAUGUUGGUGCAAUAAACUUUCAUAUUCAUUUUCAAAGUAGAUGUCGGGUCCGGUGUCUUCGCGGCCGGGUCCGCCUGAUGGAUGCCUGACACGAAUGGUCGAGGAGGACAUGUGGAGUUCUUCUUCUUCUGCAUUUGAAUCCCCCGAAAGAAGCGAAACGUGCCUCGCCUGCUCCCAAGUACACUCCCCGUGCCCGAUAUUCCUACUAACUCGUUAGUGUGUCCGGGAGCACGCAAUCCCUGUCGCCGGAUACAAAACGCAGUCCCGUUCUAGUACAGUUCCAAGAGCAGUCCCAAAAAUCUUCUUUGGACGGUAGCGGUCAUCAUCUUGCCGGGUGAACUAUCAAUCUCAACAGACAUUGAAAAGAUGAACGCUACUAUUUCCAUCCAGCAGGUGAAGCUUCGCUGCUACACCAGCGACCCCACCAGCACGUACCAAAUUCGUUUGAUUCGCCCCGAGCCGGACUGGAUGCUAAAACUGGAAACAACCACCCGACCGCCGGGCGAUACCGCCAUGGAUGUGACCUGGGGAUCUCUGGCUGGCGAGCCCCUCGACAGCUUUACCUACGUGUCGCUGCGGCGCCUGCUGGAGGCCGGUCUCGACGUCGAAAUGUGGAAAACUGGCGUGGGAUCGCCGAAAAAACGGCGAUCGUCGUCUAACUUUUCAGACGGGGGUGGUGGGAAAGACAGAGGCCGCAGCAGCAGCAGUGGGGCCUCCGCCGGGGCGUCAAAGGCCGUUUCUUUCGCAGCUACACCUGGGAAGAAAAGUGAAAAACUCUCCGCGACCGCACUUAGGCCGCCGAGAGCGGUACCUGUACCGCCAGGAGGUAUCGCUGCUAAAAAUUAUCCGGAAGGUGCAGAACAUGCGGCCCCAGCUCCUUCAUCACGCGCAACCAUUUUGAAGGUUCCAGGGAACAACACGAACCUGAUCAGCGGAGGGACGCGCGCUGAAGAUGCCAGCAGUUCUAGCGCUUUCGCUGCUGCUCCAAAAAACAGCAAGACGCACCUGUUCCCCGCGGUUGCAGGUUCCAAUGUAGCUGCUGGAUAUGAGGUGGAAGUGGAUGACCCAGCAAUGGAUGACCUGGACGAACAAGAGCAGAACGUCGAUGUUCCGAAAUCUUCGCCGUUCACGCUGCAACACCAGAAAAUCCUCACCGACCGCUGGGAGUUCAGCAAACUCGCUCUGCUCAAGGUACAACAGUCGUUCCGUGCCCAGAUGAAGUAGUAGCGAAGAAGAAAUAAACGGAGAAAUAAAAACGCAUGAAGAUCUUAUUUCUUGGAGAAUUGAGUGCUUUCAUUUGUGCUUGAACAACAACAGGCGUUCGAGUUGACGCGCUUUAUCAUCCGCAUUGAGAUGGACGAGUUUGUGGGCCAGCUCAUUGUGAAGCUCUGUUGGCACUGGCUGCAGAUUGAGCUCCCUCAAUCAAAACUUCACGAGGAGAAGAAGAAACAGAAGAUUCCGCCUCGCGUGCGCGCACAGAUCCGCGAGCAAGAGGUACGGGACAAGGUCGAAAGUCUCGGCAUGAAUUCCUCUUCGACCGUGGCGGCAGGUGCUGGAGAUGCAGCCCGUGAGCAAAGCACAGAAGAAGGCCUGAAAGAAGCGAGGACUUGCAUAGGAGCACUAGGCGGCACAGGGCGAAAUUACCUGUCUGCCGCAGUCGGGCAGGAACGAAGCGAAGUGAAGAAGAUCAUGCCGAGUAGUGUGCAGCCUCUUCUCGGCGGAGCUUUCUCAAAUGACGCUUCGGCGUCCACGGGCCAACAAGGGCGUGAAAGGGCGAAAACUGCGGCCGGCGGUUCCUCUUCGAGUGCUGACGGCUUUGGGAGGAGCUCGAAACAGUACGCGGAACGUGUAGACCCGAGGCAGCUGCCGCCGAAAGUUCGUGCAGCUGCCAUGCGCAGGAACGCUCGCCCGGAUUAUGUCGGGAAAAUCUUGAGAUGUCAGCAGGAAAUUAUUAUAGUCCAAGCGAUAAAUUUGAAUUAUAGAACAGUGGUAUAAGUGCAAGUAGAAGUACUAGUGUAAGUCGUUCUAGACAUGAUCUCGGAUAAUUGUCAGGUCGCGGUGAUUGCAAACACGGGCCACGCAGGACACUGUCCCCAGAGGACGACGUGGGCGCUUGUCCUGAAAUGGUCCAUGCGCGUUUGAACAUUUGGACGAUGAUCAAAAAAUCUAUGAUUUUCUCGGUCCUCCAAGAUUUUCCAUCUAUGAAAACCCACCACCGAAACAGCCGUUAAAUAUGGCACACGAGUGGAGGCGAGAAUUCGUCACUCGAAACGAAGCGCAGAACUUUACGAAUCGCGGAGGUGCGGCCACGGUCUUCGACCAACCGCUAUCACCAAGGAGCCGAAUGCACCGCGAGGCCGGCUUUGAACCAUUUGACUCCUCCGCAUCCUCGGGCCCUGUGGUUGGCGGGGACGUGGAGGGUCACGCUGCAACGAAACACCGCAACGCUUUCACUGCGACGCAGCCCUUGAGCAUGCGGAACAAAGCGAAGGUGGGAAAUCAGUCGAAGAUGGGCACAACUCGAUCUGUUUCUGUGAAGAGUAAAAACGAACAGCGGCGCUUAAACGAAGAGCGGGAGGUGAAGUUGCGGAGAGAAGAACAGAAAGAAGUCUUGCUGCGCCAGCUGCGCAAAGGCGUGAUCCAGAUGCGCCUGGACUUGGACAAAAUGCAGCCGACCAUUUUGCGCACGACAACUUUCUUCCCUGAAGAACCCCAGACACCGACCGAUGACGGCUGAAAUCCAUCGGGGAAAAACCCUCGCGGUUCGUGUCUUUUUGCAGACUCUCGAUCAUCCCUCGGGAGUCGGAAUUUAAAGGCCUGAAUAUAAAAUUAUCUUAUGGUUUCGCAAAUAUCAAGGUUUAGAUCAAGAUAGCCAUCAUGUUUCGCGUAAUUUAGAACAGCAUCUUCAUGCAGGAAUUUAAAAACAGAGGAAAU
This is a messenger RNA of Amoebophrya sp. A120, 3265 nucleotides long. NCBI's taxonomy places the organism in Eukaryota, Dinophyceae, Syndiniales, Amoebophryaceae. The record is from the annotation of a GenBank genome assembly.